GAGCUUAUAGACACAUUUCCCGGAAUCACUAUUUCAUUGCCAUCAUAUUUAAUUUCUUCUCCAAGCAGUCUGCUUAGUGCUUUGCCGACCUUCACUGCAACUUCUGAUGAAACUCUCAGACUUCUCUUCUCUUUACCCAUCCCCUCUCAGCUUUUGAUCAUUUCUCUUUCUUUUUCUUUUUUUUUUUUAUGAUUUUAUUUUAUCUUUUUUAUUCAUAGCCGCCAUGGAUAUUGACAUCUUGAAGUCUGCUUCUUCUGAGGCUGAUCAGAUGGAGAUGAUGCUUAUGAUGCAGAUGGACAAGCUCCCCGGCGACGGCUUCUCCGGCGCCGGGGAUAAUUAUUCCGACGUCAACAACGUGCAAGUCAUGGAUUUUAGCUCACAGGGGAUAAUUGAUAGUAGUUUCAUGAACGCGGCUUUAGCCGGCUCUCCUCCGGCGGCUUAUAACGAGCCGCCGUGUUUUCCGGGGGAUUCUGUUGGGCGGUUACGGGGCGAAUUUUCCGGGGGGAGCGGUUAUCCACCUCAGAAGGGGUCCACCUCGAUGGCGGCAAUGAGGGAGAUGAUAUUCCGGAUAGCCGCCAUGCAGCCGAUCCAUAUCGACCCGGAGUCGGUCAAGCCGCCGAAGCGGCGCAACGUGAAGAUAUCGACGGAUCCCCAGAGCGUGGCGGCGCGUCACCGGCGGGAAAGGAUCAGCGAGAAGAUCAGGAUCCUCCAGAGACUCGUCCCCGGCGGGACCAAGAUGGACACCGCUUCCAUGCUCGAUGAAGCCAUCCAUUACGUCAAGUUCUUGAAAAAUCAGGUGCAGUCGCUCGAACGCGCCGGCGCAAGUCGCCGGCCAACUGGGAUAGGGUUCCCGGUUCCAGUAUCAUCGACCAGCACUUAUCUGCCUACCUCAGCAACUCAGCAUUAUGGCGAGCCUUAAUUACAAAGGUGUAGUUAUUUUUAGCAUAAAUGCAUGGUUUUAGUGAUAAUUAAUAAUGAUAAUCACUUGUAUGAUCCUUGUUAGGGUUAAUUUGCCAUGCACGUGUUGUAUCACGCUAGAACAAUUAAUAUAUGGUAUAGUACUAUAGUAUAUAUAAGUACAAAUGAUUAAAGCCUAAUCAUAUUCUUGAUAUUCAAUAAUUUUGCUUUUCUUUCUCUGAUCUGUAACGUAACCGUUAUUGACGAUGAAUAUAUAAAAUAAUAUAGCAAUAAUUAUGGCUUCCCAAAA
Messenger RNA from Ipomoea triloba (trilobed morning glory), 1207 nucleotides. RefSeq names its product transcription factor HEC2-like. NCBI's taxonomy places the organism in Eukaryota, Viridiplantae, Streptophyta, Magnoliopsida, Solanales, Convolvulaceae. Gene Ontology annotation, biological process: regulation of DNA-templated transcription. Gene Ontology annotation, molecular function: protein dimerization activity; DNA-binding transcription factor activity. The coding region runs from base 224 to 919 and encodes 231 amino acids. The record is from RefSeq and is a predicted model, not a curated record. The transcript has a single exon.